AUGGGUUGUUGUAUGAGCCAAGAAGAAAAGGAAGGAAGACGCAAGAACGAUGAGAUUGAAAGUCAGCUUAGACGAGACAAGAUGUUAAUGCGAAAUGAGGUCAAAAUGCUUUUGCUUGGCGCCGGCGAAUCAGGCAAAUCUACCAUUCUUAAACAAAUGAAACUAAUUCACGACGGUGGUUAUUCCCACGAGGAAAAGGAAUCCUUCAAAGAAAUUAUCUUCUCCAAUACUGUUCAAUCAAUGCGAGUAAUUCUCGAAGCCAUGGAAACAAAAGGCAUUCCGCUCCGCAACGAUUCUAACAAGAACCAUGCAGCAGUCAUCCUCAAUCUUCCAUCCCAGAUCGAAGGCGACCAUCUUCCGCCCGACGUAUCUGCUGCAAUAAAAACGCUGUGGACGGAUGAUGGUGUUCAGCAAUGCUUUGCACGUAGUCGGGAAUACCAAUUGAACGACUCGGCAAAAUAUUAUUUUGAUAGUAUCGAUAGGAUCGCUCAGCCGGAUUACCUACCGACCGAUCAAGAUGUAUUACGAUCUCGUGUCAAAACCACAGGCAUUACAGAGACAACAUUUUUAAUUGGGGAGUUGACAUACAGGAUGUUUGAUGUCGGUGGUCAAAGAAGCGAGAGGAAGAAGUGGAUCCAUUGUUUCGAAAAUGUAACGGCUAUUGUAUUUUUGGUUGCCAUUUCGGAAUAUGAUCAAUUGCUUUUGGAAGAUGAGAGUGUGAACCGUAUGCAGGAAGCAUUAACACUCUUUGACUCAAUUUGCAACUCCCGAUGGUUUGUAAAAACAUCAAUCAUUCUCUUCCUUAACAAGAUCGACCGCUUCAGAGAAAAACUUCCCAUAUCCCCCAUGAACAAAUAUUUCCCCGACUACGAGGGUGGUAAUAACUAUGAUGCUGCAUGCGAUUAUAUUCUCAACCGAUUUGUGUCGCUGAACCAGAGUGACGUUAAGCAAAUUUAUACACACUUUACAUGUGCCACGGAUACUCAGCAGAUUAAGUUUGUUAUGGCUGCGGUAAAUGAUAUUAUUAUCCAGGCUAACUUAAGAGAUUGUGGUUUAUUAUAA
Paraglomus occultum is the source of this 1062-nucleotide messenger RNA. NCBI's taxonomy places the organism in Eukaryota, Fungi, Glomeromycota, Glomeromycetes, Paraglomerales, Paraglomeraceae. The record is from the annotation of a GenBank genome assembly.